Drosophila novamexicana is the source of this 1270-nucleotide messenger RNA. RefSeq lists its product as uncharacterized. The transcript has 3 exons. NCBI's taxonomy places the organism in Eukaryota, Metazoa, Arthropoda, Insecta, Diptera, Drosophilidae. Bases 515 to 1192 code for a protein of 225 amino acids. The record is from RefSeq and is a predicted model, not a curated record.
CUAUGCGUGCGCGUUUCUCAUAACCGGAAGCCCAUCCCUAAAGCUAAUAUGACGACCCUUAAAAAAAAAGAAGCGAAACAAACGUCUUGACAAUGGAAAACUUGCCAUAAAUCAUAAAAACAAUACGAUACAGGCAAUUACAUACAUAUUUAUACAGAUAUAGUCUAUAUAUAUAUAGAUACACAUUCACGCAGUUUGUGUGACAUUUGCACACAUUUAUCAUAGUGCCUCAUUAGAUAAAGUUGUGGCCCCCGCCCCGAACCCCGAGAUAUGGCAUGCAUGGCAGAGAAAAGCACACCGAACUUAAGCCCAGGCUAGGCACUGGUUUUGUCAACUUUAUCAGCUAAUGAUUACAAAGCAAAUAUGUGAGCCGUGCCUGACCCAUGAUGACUGGUCGCCGGGGCCCAUCAAUUUAUUUUCGGCGACUUCAGUUCAAUUCAGUUCGAACGGACACUUUGAGUGAAACGAGACUAGUGCCAAACUAUUUUUGUAUUCGAAAUCAAGUCCGAUACGAAUGGCGACCGCAACAACAACAGCAGCAGCAGCAGCUGCAGCAGCAUUUAAUGCAACAACAAGCACCGUGUCGAGCAUUGUGAGCAGCUCGUAUUCGGGUAGCACCACCAGCACCACUGCAGCGUAUCCGGAAUAUGGCGACGCACCGUAUGUGCCCGUUUACACACCGUCGCCGAGCUAUGUGUACUUCUAUUCGGGCUAUGCCUUCUAUAUAGUGCUCCUAUUUCUGUUUGUCAUCCUGAUGCCAUUUGCAAUCAUAAUGAGUUCCAUGCAGCGCAAGCGUCAGGAGAACUCACGCAGGCUGGCCCUGCAGAGAGAACGAGCACGCCGCGAGAUGGAAAUAAGCGUCGCCAACAACAGCACAAGCCUGGACAACAACAGCGUUUGCAUUCAAGCUGAUAACGACAUGACCAUCUUGCCCAAAGGCAUGGAUCUGCCGCCCAGUUACGAUGACCUUAACAUCAGCCAUAAUGGGAAGCAGCAGCCGGGCAACAUGGGCGCCUCCACGCUGACCAUCGCUACCGAUUUGGGCUGCAGCAAUUCGAAUCUGGCAGCAGCUUUGAAUGAGCCGCCUCCGGAUUAUCAGGGCACCGUGGACAUGGCAGCAGCAGGAGCACCCACAGCCACAAUAUCCACAAUAUCCACAACAACGGUCGUUUCAGUUACGCCGAGAAUCUAAUUAAUAUGUUUAAUGCAUUUCAAGUGUAUAAGUACUAUCUUAUAUUUAAUUUGAUACAAAUUAUAAUACACUAAAUUU